UGUUGGAGUGGAAACGGAUAAGGACCUAAAAUCAUUCUUAAGAACAUAGAUAGCCUAGUUGUUUGCAAAGAAAAUAGGUGCAGGCAGUAUUAAUAGGUUUUGCCAAAAUCAUACCCUACCCCUCCUUCUUUCCCCACCAAAGUCCUAUCUUCAAAUAUAAAAUAUCUUCAAAAUAUCAUCGCAACAUUCAUGGGACACAUCUUUGCCAAGAGUGCAGUUUACACACUAACCGCUAGAUGGUAUCUUCGUAUUCUAAAUAAAACCCAGUCUACAGGGAAACAGGAAAUCAAAAAAUAAAGUGUAAAAUAUUAAUAUUAAACAGUACGUCCAGCUUGAUACAGUCUGCUUUGCCGCCUAAAAUCCACAUAAAAAAAGAUAAACGUCUACAGGUCCCGUUUAAGCCUCAAACAAACACCUACACUUUGUUCCUGUGCUGGAAAUUAUAUCAAUAAAGUUUGAAUUUGAACGGUCUGCUGCAAAAAUGAUGGCGGCUGAUCAAACUGUGCACGGAGUUCCUCCUUCCCUGUCUGCCAGAGUGGUUGGGUCAUUUGCCUAUUUGACUGUGAGAGACAGGUUGCCGACGAUCCUGACCAAAGUUAUAGACACAAUACAUCGCAACAAAAACAAGUUCUUUGAAGAAUAUGGAGAGGAGGGUAUCCAGGCUGAAAAGCAAACGAUAUCUUUGCUGUCUAAGAUGAGGAAUGAGUUGCAAACUGAUAAGCCAGUACUACCUCUGACAGACGACAUGCAAGACACAGAGUCCUGGAACCAGUACCAGCAGAGACAGCAGCAACUGCAAGGGGACCAGGAGUCCGUCAGCUGGUUUAAGUCUCCGUGGCUUUAUAUGGAGUGCUACAUGUACCGCAGGAUACAGGAGGCCAUCUGGCUCAAUCCUCCCAUCACUGACUAUGACGUCUUUAAUGAAGUGAAGACUCAGAGCUUUUUUGAGUCUCAGCAGGCUAUGAUGGCCUUAUUUACAUACUUUGAGGGCAUCAACAAGAACAUGGAGGAACUCUCUGAGAAUCAGCUGUUUGAGCAUUUUAACAAACUGCUACAGGUUUCUCUAUGGGGGAACAAGUGUGAUCUGUCUAUCUCUGCUGGUCAAGACAACUCGCAGAAGACCAGUCCAAUAGAUUCCCUCAACAGCCUACAACCCUUCAUCUUGGUGGAUGACUCCAACAUGGUAUGGUCAACUCUAAUUUCUGCCCAGAAGCCAGGACAGCCAGGGGAAACCACUGCAGGCAGGGUCGAUGUUGUUCUAGACAAUGCUGGCUUUGAGUUAGUCACUGACUUGGUCUUGGCAAAUUUCCUGGUUUCCUCUGGCCUUGUCCGUGAGGUCCACUUUCAUGGCAAAUCCAUCCCGUGGUUUGUCUCUGACGUCACAGCCAACGAUUUUCAGUGGACCAUUCGGCAGAUCAUGGCAGCCAAUCACAGGUGGAUGUCCAAGAGUGGUGUCCAGUGGCAGAGCUACCUGAAGGAGGGUGUGUGGUCCUAUCAUGACCAUCCUUUCUGGACACAGCCCCAUGAGUUCUGUGACAUGGCAGCUGAUGCUCCUGACCUUUAUGCAAACCUGCAGGGGGCAGACCUGGUGCUGUUUAAGGGAGACCUCAACUACAGAAAGCUGACGGGGGACAGGGACUGGGAUCACACAGUGGGCUUUGGUACUGCCCUACGAGGUUUUGGACCUGCGCCACUGUGUAGCCUGAGGACUCUUAAGGCCAACAUUCAGGUCGGGCUGCAGCCGGGCCAAGGGGAGAAGCUCACCUCCCAAGAUCCAGACUGGAUGACCAGCGGCAAGUACGCUGUAAUUCAGUUCUACAGCCCAAAGUCAGAACUGUAAGACUGAAUUCAGGAUCUCACUGGGAACACAUGGAUUCAUAAGAACAUCACAGUAAGAAGUACCAUAAGCAGGAAUUACCUUUUAAGCCAUAAGACCAUUGAGGUACAUGAGGUUGUUAAAUGGUGUGUUAUUUCCUCACUGUCAGUUAGCACUUCAUCAUGUUUGAUACAGAAACGCACAGUAACAGUUAAUAAUUAUUUUCACUACAGGUUUGUACCAUGUCAUACUUAACAUCUUAGCACUUUUAGAUCUAAAUGUUUCCCCAUGAUUUGAACAUAACAAUUAUUUAAUGUUGACAAAACUAUCCUCGGAGGUAACAAAUCAAUGUUGCCUUUUUAUCGCUUAUGUGUUGUGCAUUUUAUUGCAGAUAGCUUAUGUGUUGUGCACAAUGUAUGAAGUCAUAAUGUUUACAGGUGAAUAGAGAUGCUGUUAACACUUAUUGAGGAAGAAUUGGGCUUUAUAAAUCUCCAUCCCAGAGCAACAAUACUUUGUUUUUGCAUGCAGUUGAGGAGAGUGAUGAUAAAUGUAAUAGUUAUUUUUGUUCAGCUCAGCUCAGGUUGUUUUACUGUUGCACUCAGUGUUAUUGAUAUGCAUGCAUCAAAACAUGCAAAAUAUUUACCUAAGGCAGAUCAUAACUGUUUUGGUCAGUUUCAAAGAUGGUAGACUGUUAUUGGGGCAGUGUAACGAUAUCAGUGACUACUCGUUUUGUUUUAAAUGGAAACCCAGACCUCUGUAUCUUCAUAGAAAAAAGUGGAUGUCUCUGUGCACACUGUCAUCUUAAUCCUUAAUUGUCUGUGUCAGUACCUCAGAGGUGAUGUUAACUGGAUUCUUCUCAGUGCUGCUGGGGGAAAUAUCGUUUUCACCAAUGGAUUUGAUUUAAUAAAGAACUGCAUUGACUGGC
This is a messenger RNA of Micropterus dolomieu (smallmouth bass), 2741 nucleotides long. It is a transcript of the gene dcph1, whose product is annotated as acidic residue methyltransferase 1. Lineage: Eukaryota; Metazoa; Chordata; Actinopteri; Centrarchiformes; Centrarchidae. The coding region runs from base 482 to 1840 and encodes 452 amino acids. Gene Ontology annotation, cellular component: nucleus; cytoplasm. The transcript has 5 exons. The record is from RefSeq and is a predicted model, not a curated record. Gene Ontology annotation, biological process: DNA damage response. Gene Ontology annotation, molecular function: phosphatase activity.